Molecule: messenger RNA, 3344 nt
Organism: Mirounga angustirostris (Northern elephant seal)
Lineage: Eukaryota; Metazoa; Chordata; Mammalia; Carnivora; Phocidae
Gene: TTLL12
Product: tubulin tyrosine ligase like 12
Exons: 15
Coding region: 70-2112 (680 amino acids)
Biological process (GO): protein modification process
Cellular component (GO): cytoplasm
Source: RefSeq, a predicted model, not a curated record
CGCGUCGGGAGCGCCGGGCCUGCGGGCGGCGGCGGAGUGGGACUCGGCGCUGGCGCUGGUGUGGGCGCCAUGGACGCCGGCGCGGGGUCGGAGAGCCCGCCCGCCGAGCGCGGCGACCCGGGCCUGACUGCGGAGGAGGACGCGCGCGCCCGGGCAGAGUUCGCGGCGCUGCACGGCCUGGCGCUGCGCGCGUCCGGGGUCCCCGAGCGGUACUGGGGCCGCCUCCUGCACAAGUUGGAGCACGAGGUUUUCGAUGCCGGGGAGAUGUUCGGGAUAAUGCAAGUGCAGGAAGUGGAGGAGGAGAGUGAGGGCGAGGAGGCCCGGGAAGCGAGGAAGAAGCAGCCCAACCCCGGCGGCGAGCUCUGCUACAAGGUCAUCGUGACCAGCGAGAACGGGCUCCAGGCGGCCGACCCCAACAGCAUCUUCCUCAUCGACCACGCCUGGACGUGCCGUGUGGAGCGCGCACGCCAGCAGCUACAGCAGGUGCCCGGGCUCUUGCACCGCAUGGCCAGCCUGAUGGGCAUCGAGUUCCACGGCGAGCUGCCCAGCGCCGAGGCCGAGGACCUGGUGCUGGAGGAGAUGUGGCGGUUCAACCAGACCUACCAGCUGGCCCACGGGACAGCCGAGGAGAAGGUGCCGGUGUGGUACGUCAUGGACGAGUUCGGCUCGCGCAUCCAGCACUCGGACACACCUAGCUUUGCCACCGCACCCUUCUUCUACAUGCCCCAGCAGGUGGCCUACACGCUGCUGUGGCCCCUGCGGGACCUGGACACGGGCGAGGAGGUGACCCGGGACUUUGCCUACGGGGAGGCUGACCCUCUGAUCCGGAAGUGCAUGCUGCUGCCCUGGGUCCCUGCCGACCUUCUGGACUUCAGCUCCUCCACGCCCGAGCCGCCAGAUGAGCACUAUCAGGCCAUUUUGGAGGAAAACAAGGAAAAGCUGCCGCUUGCCAUCAGUCCGGUGGCAUAUCCCUGUGACCACGUCUUCAAGGUCUACACAGACAUUCAGCUGGUGUUCAGCCACCUCACGCACCCACGCUUCACCUUCACCCAGAGCGAGGCGGAUGCUGACAUUCUCUACAACUUCUCCCACUUCAAGGACUACAGGACGCUCAGCCAGGAGAGGCCCAACGUGCUGCUGAACCAGUUCCCCUGCGAGAACCUGCUGACGGUGAAGGACUGCCUGGCCUCUAUCGCGCGCCGGGCGGGGGGCCCCGAGGGCCCGGCCUGGCUGCCCCGCACCUUCAAUCUCCGCACCGAGUUACCCCAGUUUGUUAGCUACUUCCAGCAGCGGGAGAGGCGGGGCCAGGACAACCACUGGAUCUGCAAACCCUGGAACCUGGCCCGCAGCCUGGACACCCACAUCACCAGGAGCCUCCACAGCAUCAUCCGGCACCGCGAGAGCACCCCCAAGGUGUCUCUGAAGCCCCGACCCCGACUCCUUCCAAUGUCCUGGCCAGCAGGGGAGGGCUGUGUAACUGUCCAGGAGCGGGGGGAGCCCUUGUCGAGCGCUGUCCAGGUUGUGUCCAAAUACAUCGAAAAUCCUGUCUUGUUCCUUCGAGAAGACGUGGGGCCGGUCAAGUUCGAUGUCCGCUAUGUCGUGCUUCUGCGGUCGGUGAAGCCCCUGAGGCUGUUCGUAUAUGACGUGUUCUGGCUGCGCUUCUCCAACCGGCCCUUCGCACUCGAUGACCUGGACGACUAUGAGAAACAUUUCACCGUCAUGAACUAUGACCCGGAAGUGGUGCUAAAGCAGGUGCACUGUAAUGAGUUCAUCCCUGAGUUUGAGAAGCAGUACCCGGAAUUUCCCUGGAAGAGCGUCCAGGCUGACAUCUUCCAGGCCUUCACGGAGCUGUUCCAAGUGGCGUGUGCCAAGCCACCGCCCCUGGGCCUCUGCAACUAUCCCUCGUCCCGGGCUGUGUAUGCCAUCGACCUCAUGCUCAAGUGGGACAACUGUCCAGAUGGGAAGCGAAUGAUGCAGCCACAGAUCCUGGAGGUGAACUUCAACCCGGACUGUGAGCGGGCCUGCAGGUACCACCCGAGCUUCUUCAAUGACGUCUUCAGCACCCUGUACCUGGACGAGCCCGACCACUGCCACGUCACCCGCCUGACCUAGGUGCUCGUGGCUCCGUGGCGCGUGCCGGCCCGUUCCAGCCUCAGCACGUGGAGCUGCUUCUGCAGAGCCCGCUCCCCUCCUCCCUCAGGCGCAGCCUCGCCUUCGAGCUGUCAUCCCCGCGCCACCUCCGGGGGCUCAGGGUCCUCUUCCCUCCGAGGUCAGGAGCAGGGCCAGUCACGGUGUCCCCAGGGCUGAGUGCCAGGCCCCUGUCCGCACUCCCCUCACCACCACCUACGCUCAGCCGAGGGCUUUUCCAGAGAGUCCGGUUCCUGGGCUGCUGUGUUUCCCAGGGUGUUAGCAGAUGCGGGUUCUGGGGAGCACGACGAGGUGUCCCCACAAACAGGUUUACCCAGCAACACCUGUGGGCCCCACACGUGAACGGGGGCCAGGCGGACUGCUUCUCCAGAGUGUCUGCCCAUGCGUCGAGUCUGCCCCGUGGCAGGGUGUCAGGGUCCCACCCCGCACCCCUGCCCCCCAGAACACCUGGGAGCCUGCUUCCCAGACCCAGCCUUCUUCUUUCCCAGUCUCAACCAAAACCUUCACCAGCAAGCUUCCCGUGAAGUUCCCACUCAGGAAGGCCCGCGGCCUUUGGCUGCCGUCGCCUUUCCGUUUAUGCAGAAGCAGGCCACCCUCCUGUCUGCGGCCCAGACAGAGCUUUCUCCCUCAUCUGCCGUCGGCUGGGGCCUCAGGGACAAGUGGGGUGGCGGAGCGCCAGGCAGCAGGCAGCUGAGGAAGACCAUUCUAGGCGGAACUUGACGUUACCGUCAGAUGCCACCUUCCCCCAGAGUCUAGAGUCAAAAUGUUGGAUUUUUGUUCGUUUUUCAUCGAUGGGAGGAAAAUAUAAAAAUUCUUAUCAUUUCCAUAACUUUGUUUCUGAAAUUUGGAGUCACAUGCUGGUGUGUCUCGUGUAGCCGCAGUGCCCCCAAGCCCAGCUGACAGGCUGGUGGGCGAGCUUGCCCCCCGGGGUGGGGGGGGGAGCUUGAUUUCGUUUUGAAGCCAAGAAGCAAAACGACCUGACCGUGCCUCCCAUCCAUGUGUCUGCUUGGCUGUGUCUGUCCAUCUUCUCUGCCACCCAGAACCUCAGCUGUCGGCUGGGGAGACGCCCCUUCCCUGCAGCCAAGCUGAGGUGUAGAGAGCAGGACGCCUUGUCUCUGGUAUGCUCCCUGGGGAGCCGCCGGCGUCCUGUCGUCUCCUCGAUGCGACCUGUACCGCAAUAAAGUAUACCUUCUCGA